This is a messenger RNA of Parasteatoda tepidariorum (common house spider), 768 nucleotides long. It is a transcript of the gene RpS9, whose product is annotated as ribosomal protein S9. Gene Ontology annotation, molecular function: rRNA binding; structural constituent of ribosome. Gene Ontology annotation, cellular component: cytosolic small ribosomal subunit. Lineage: Eukaryota; Metazoa; Arthropoda; Arachnida; Araneae; Theridiidae. The record is from RefSeq and is a predicted model, not a curated record. Gene Ontology annotation, biological process: ribosomal small subunit biogenesis; translation.
GCCUCUACAGAACUAAACCAGAACCAGGAAUGCACAAUUCUUCUCAACUCAACUCUCCCUUAUCUUCUUCCGAUGAUGUCGCGGCUCUAGCGUGAAGCUGUCUGUGAAGAUUGAAAAAAUUUAAAAUUAUCUAAAAAGAAUCGGUAUAGUAAGUGAUUAAAAAUGCCUCGUGUGCCAACUGUACAUAGUAAAACCUAUGUAACACCACGACGACCUUUCGAAAAGGAAAGAUUAGAUCAAGAAUUAAAGUUUAUUGGUGAUUUUGGAUUAAGAAACAAGAGAGAAGUCUGGAGAGUUAAAUAUACUUUGGCUAAGAUUAGGAAAGCUGCUCGUGAAUUGUUGACUCUCGAUGAAAAAGAUACUAGGCGUCUAUUUGAAGGUAAUAGGCAAAACAUUUUGUUUGGUAUUUGGUAUGAAAGCAGAAUGAAGCUCGAUUAUGUGCUUGGUCUGCGGCUUGAAGAUUUCUUGGAAAGACGCUUACAGACUCAAGUGUUCAAGCAGGGUCUUGCAAAGAGCAUUCACCAUGCUAGAGUUUUAAUUAGACAAAGACAUAUUAGGGUCAGAAAGCAGGUUGUAAAUGUUCCCUCCUUCAUUGUCCGUUUGGACUCGGAGAAACACAUUGACUUCUCACUGAAAUCACCCUUUGGUGGUGGGCGUCCUGGCCGUGUGAAGAGGAAAAACACAAGGAAGGCUGCAGGUGGAACAGCCCAAGAGGAUGAGGAAGAAGAUUAAUUGUUUUGUUCUAUUCUAAUAAAUCUACCAAUCCAA